This is a messenger RNA of Racocetra persica, 125 nucleotides long. Lineage: Eukaryota; Fungi; Glomeromycota; Glomeromycetes; Diversisporales; Gigasporaceae. The record is from the annotation of a GenBank genome assembly.
CUGAAAAAGCAGCUGAAAAAGUGACGAAAAGUCGAAAAACCGAAAAAAGCAACGAAAAAGCAAAAGAGGAACCGAAAAAACGUAAAAGAAGCACCAAAAAAACGAUGAAAAAAGCACCUGUGUGA